This is a messenger RNA of Cuculus canorus (common cuckoo), 2286 nucleotides long. RefSeq names its product tryptophan hydroxylase 2 (gene TPH2). Gene Ontology annotation, cellular component: neuron projection. Gene Ontology annotation, biological process: serotonin biosynthetic process; aromatic amino acid metabolic process. Gene Ontology annotation, molecular function: tryptophan 5-monooxygenase activity; iron ion binding. The record is from RefSeq and is a predicted model, not a curated record. Bases 30 to 1505 code for a protein of 491 amino acids. The transcript has 11 exons. NCBI's taxonomy places the organism in Eukaryota, Metazoa, Chordata, Aves, Cuculiformes, Cuculidae.
GAGCGCGGCGCUGCCCCGCGGCCGCCCCCAUGCAGCCUGCCAUGAUGAUGUUCUCCAGCAAGUACUGGGCGCGGAGGGGCUUCUCGCUGGACUCAGCCUUCCCGGAGGAGCGGCCCGCCGUCGGCAGCCACAGCCUAAGCAGACCGUGUUCUGGGAAAAAUGAGGAAAAGAAAGGGAGCAAGGGAAAUGGGAAAGGUGAAUCCAUUUCUGAAGGUGGAAAGACAGCUGUGGUGUUUUCCUUGAAGAAUGAAGUUGGUGGAUUGGUGAAAGCUCUUCGACUUUUCCAGGAGAAACAUGUGAGCAUGGUUCAUAUUGAAUCACGAAAAUCAAAGAGAAGGAACUCGGAGGUGGAAAUUUUUGUGGACUGUGACUGCACUAAGAAAGAAUUUAAUGAACUUAUCCAGUUGUUGAAGUUUCAAACUAAUAUUGUAUCUCUCAAUCCACCAGAAAACAUCUGGACGGAUGAAGAAGAUCUCGACUGCGUCCCUUGGUUCCCCAGGAAGAUAUCAGAAUUAGACAAAUGCUCACAGAGAGUUUUGAUGUAUGGAUCUGAGCUGGAUGCAGAUCACCCUGGAUUUAAAGACAAUGUCUAUCGGCAGAGAAGAAAGUACUUUGUGGAUGUUGCCAUGAGCUAUAAAUAUGGUCAACCUAUUCCCAGAGUGGAGUACACAGCUGAAGAAAUUAAAACGUGGGGGGUGGUGUUUAGGGAACUCAGUAAACUCUAUCCCACCCAUGCUUGUCGUGAAUAUUUAAAAAACUUCCCUCUGCUGACUAAGUAUUGUGGAUACAGAGAGGAUAACGUGCCUCAGCUGGAAGAUGUUUCUAUUUUUCUUAAAGAAAGGUCUGGCUUCACAGUGAGACCAGUUGCUGGAUACCUGUCUCCCCGAGAUUUUUUAGCUGGCUUAGCAUAUAGAGUAUUUCACUGCACUCAGUACGUACGUCAUGGCUCAGAUCCUCUCUACACACCGGAACCGGAUACAUGCCAUGAACUCUUGGGACACGUGCCUCUACUUGCUGAUCCCAAGUUUGCACAGUUUUCACAGGAGAUAGGACUUGCUUCACUGGGAGCAUCUGAUGAAGAUGUUCAGAAAUUAGCCACUUGCUAUUUCUUUACUAUUGAAUUUGGCCUUUGCAAGCAAGAAGGACAACUGCGUGCUUACGGGGCAGGUCUUCUGUCUUCUAUUGGUGAAUUAAAGCAUGCUCUUUCUGACAAGGCCAAUGUGAAAACAUUUGAUCCAAAGACAACCUGUUUACAAGAAUGCCUUAUCACUACUUUCCAGGAAGCUUACUUUGUUUCAGAAAGUUUUGAAGAAGCCAAAGAAAAGAUGAGAGACUUCGCCAAAUCAAUCAAUCGUCCCUUCUCUGUGUAUUUCAAUCCAUAUACGCAAAGCAUUGAGAUUCUGAAGGAUACCAGGAGUAUAGAAAAUGUCGUCCAGGACCUCCGCAGCGAUCUAAACACUGUAUGUGAUGCUUUAAGCAAAAUGAACAGAUAUUUAGGAAUUUGAUAUGUGUGGCACUGUGAUUUGCUUUUUCUGUAGCCAGUCUAAUAACAUCACAUGAUAUGGCUAACUUCUCAAAUGCAUCAGUUUUCCCUUUACAGCUUGACUUGUGGCUUGCAUCAUUGUGUAGCUCUCUCUAAUUGUAAUGUGCAGACAAACCAAGGCAAUGCUAAUUUGUAAACACAACAUGGAAUGUGGCAGAACAUAAUCAUCAGUCCCUCAACACGAUGUCAUGUAUAAGUACACAAUUAAACACUUGCCUGACAAUGGUUUAGUUUCUGUAAGUCGAUUCACUUCAAUGUGUAAGAAAUGGUGUUGCUUAUUUCAUUAAAUCUGAAUUUAUUUUGUUAUAAUCCUUUUCCUCCCAUAAGAAUCCAGAAAAAAUUAUUUGAGACAUUUUAAUUUUCUUUGUAAGAGACUUUGUAUUUCUUUCUGUAGUGGUGAAGACAAUGUUUUGCUCAUAUAUCUGUAACAGAACUGAGUGUCUCUUGUGACUGAACAAUACGAUUUAUAUACCAAUGCUGAGAUCAGGAAGGCGAUGUAUCAGUACUAAAAGGUCUUUGGAGAUUACAGAUUACGAGAACUCACAACUGACAAAUGUUCAAUGUGGCUGAGUAAUUGCAACACAAUAAAAAAAAUUACCAAACCAUCUGACACCUCAUGUAGAAAGGUAGUUCUAGUUCAUGCAUGUGUUUCCUGUGACAGUCCUGAGCAUAAUUCCUCUGUGAGGGCUAUCUGGGAAUAAGAGAGGAAGUGCAUGUGUUAAUUCUGGAUUGUUGAUGUGAAU